This is a messenger RNA of Vitis vinifera (wine grape), 1569 nucleotides long. Its product is annotated as AP2-like ethylene-responsive transcription factor At1g16060. Gene Ontology annotation, molecular function: DNA-binding transcription factor activity; DNA binding. Bases 292 to 1344 code for a protein of 350 amino acids. The record is from RefSeq and is a predicted model, not a curated record. The transcript has 8 exons. NCBI's taxonomy places the organism in Eukaryota, Viridiplantae, Streptophyta, Magnoliopsida, Vitales, Vitaceae. Gene Ontology annotation, biological process: regulation of DNA-templated transcription.
AGUUAUUUCUAUUUCAAUAAGAUGUGAACUGCAGAUUACACAAAGUUGAGGUGAGGACAAGAGAGAAGAAGCCAGAGAAGCCGGUUAAGACGGCCACUAACAUCCUCUUAGUUUGCCGGCAAUUUCUUUAUUUCCAGCUCACACUCUUCCGACCCCAUCUUCUGCUUCUAUUCCUUGUCAUUGCUUUAAAAGCCCCUGACUGGAUGACCUAGUCUUUGUGUCCUAAUUUUAAUCUUAUUCUUCUUUCUCUUCUUUAUCCAUAAAACAUUUGGCAGACAGCAGUGCGGUUCCAUGGCGAAGCUAUCACAGCAAAACCAUAAGAAUAGUGCAAACAGCAAUGCUACUAAUACUACUCUCUCUGUGACAAAGGUGAAGCGGACUCGCAAAACUGUCCCCAGAGACUCUCCUCCUCAGCGGAGCUCGAUAUAUCGGGGCGUCACGAGGCAUCGGUGGACUGGCCGAUACGAGGCUCAUUUGUGGGAUAAGAACUGCUGGAAUGAAUCACAGAACAAGAAAGGAAGACAAGUUUAUCUCGGUGCCUACCAUGAUGAAGAAGCCGCAGCACAUGCUUAUGACUUGGCAGCUCUCAAAUACUGGGGUCCAGAAACCAUUCUCAAUUUUCCGCUAUCAACAUAUGAAAAGGAGUUGAAGGAAAUGGAGGGUCUGUCAAGAGAAGAAUACAUUGGAUCCUUGAGAAGAAGAAGCAGCGGUUUUUCUCGAGGUGUUUCAAAAUAUAGAGGGGUUGCAAGACAUCAUCACAAUGGCAGAUGGGAAGCGCGGAUUGGCAGAGUGUUCGGCAACAAAUACCUCUAUCUUGGCACAUAUGCUACUCAGGAGGAGGCAGCGACUGCAUAUGAUAUGGCUGCCAUAGAGUAUCGCGGUCUUAACGCGGUUACCAACUUUGAUCUCAGUCGCUACAUCAAAUGGUUAAAGCCUAAUCAAAAUAACCCAUGCGAACAGCCCAAUAACCCUAACCUUGACUCUAAUUUGACUCCAAACCCUAAUCAUGAUUUUGGAAUCAGCUUCCUGAAUCACCCACAGACUUCUGGUACUGCUGCCUGCAGUGAACCUCCAUUGACUCAGACCAGGCCUCCCAUUGCCUCAUCGGCGCUUGGCCUUCUACUUCAGUCCUCAAAGUUCAAAGAGAUGAUGGAGAUGACAACUGCCGCCGACCACCUAUCGACACCGCCUGAGUCUGAGCUGCCACGGUGCAGCUUCCCUGACGACAUUCAGACGUACUUCGAGUGCCAGGAUUCCGGCAGUUACGAGGAAGGAGACGAUGUUAUCUUCAGUGAGCUCAACUCGUUCAUACCUCCCAUGUUCCAAUGUGAUUUCAGUGCUUAAGUUGGGAAGAAACCAAAGGUGGCUUAAUGCAUGGAGAAAUCCUGUGUCUUGUAAUGGGUUAGAGACAAUUAUAUGUAGGCUUUAAGUCUGUGUUCAAUGCACAACAACGUAUAUGAUUCUUUCCACAGGUGAUCUUCUUCUUGUGAGGAAAAGGGGAGAGUUGGCUAAUUAUUAUUUGGUUCAUUAUUUGUAGAUGUAAACAUAAAAUAAUUAAUUAAGCAUUCG